Papaver somniferum (opium poppy) is the source of this 1792-nucleotide messenger RNA. Its product is annotated as cytochrome P450 87A3-like. The record is from RefSeq and is a predicted model, not a curated record. The coding region runs from base 61 to 1506 and encodes 481 amino acids. Lineage: Eukaryota; Viridiplantae; Streptophyta; Magnoliopsida; Ranunculales; Papaveraceae. Gene Ontology annotation, biological process: sterol metabolic process. The transcript has 9 exons. Gene Ontology annotation, molecular function: iron ion binding; monooxygenase activity; heme binding.
CUCAGUUUCAAUAUAACUUUCAUGUAAUACGUCAUCCUUUUUUCUUCACGGACUACUGAUAUGAUAUCGAUGCUCAACACUUGGUCUAUUGUUCCAUUUGUCAUAAGUUUGGUAACGAUUAGCUUCAUUCAUUAUGUUUAUAGAUGGAGAAACCCAGAGUGUAAUGGAGAAAAACUCCCACCUGGUUCCAUGGGAUUACCUUUGAUCGGAGAAACCAUUCAGUUCUUCAUCCCCAACAACUCAUUAGACAUGCCCAUGUUUUUCAAAAAGAGAUUAGCCAGAUACGGAUCAGUGUUUAAGACGAGUUUAGUGUUUCAUAAGGUGGUAGUAUCACUAGACCCAGAUUUUAAUCAUUUCAUAUUCCAACAAGAACGAAAGACAGUACAGCUAUGGUACAUGGACUCAUUCUGGGAUAUAUUUGGAAAAUCUAUCGAAUCUUCAGCUGAUCUUACCAUUCUCAAAUACUUCAGAAACUGUCUCCUAAAUCAAUUUGGCACUGAAACCAUCAAGGAGAAGCUUCUUCCUAAAAUUGAAGUCACGGCUAAUCGAUAUUUACGAUCUUGGUCUACUCAGUCUUCUUUCGAAGUUAAAGCAUCAAUCACAAGAAUGGUGUUCGAUCUUACAGCGAAACACUUAUUCAAUUAUGAUCCGAUGGACAUGAAUGUCGGUAACGUGUUUGCUGACUUCUUUGAUAGUAUAAUGACGGUUCCUAUAAACGUUCCCGGAACUACAUAUCACAAGUGUAUGAAGAACAAAAAGAAGGCCAUCCAACUGAUGAAGGAUAUAUUGCGCGAGAGACGUAAUUCAACUGAAAAGAAAGGCGAUUUUCUUGAUCAAAUCAUAGAAGAUAUGAAAACAAUGGAAUUUUUGACCGAAGAUUUUGUUGUUUACUUCAUAUUUGGGAUGUUCCUUGCCAGUUUUUCCACCAUUUCUACAAAUCUCACGUUAGCAUUUGAACUGUUAACAGACCACCCUGCUGUGGUUAAUCAAUUACUGGAGGAGCAAGACAAUUUGGCUAAAAGCACGAAGAAUCCGGAUUCUCCGCUUACAUGGGAUAAAUAUAAAUCAAAGACUUUCAUGUCUCAGGUUGUUGAUGAAACGCUAAGGAUGUCUAAUAUUUUUCCCGGGAUAUUGAAAAAGGUUAUCAAAGAUAUUCACGUAAAUGGUUAUACUAUUCCAGAAGGAUGGACGAUUAUGCUUGUUCCUUCUGCUGUUCAUAUGAGUCCUGAAAAGUUUCCUGAUCCACGUAUCUUCAAUCCUUGGAGAUGGAAUAACAUUGGUGGUAGAAAUGCACCAUCGAGAGAUUAUAUUCCCUUUGGUGGAGGGUUGAGACAUUGUGUAGGGGCAGAAUUUAGCAAGGCAGUAAUGGCUAUAUUCAUGCGUGUUUUGAUCACUAAGUUCAGUUGGACAAAAUUAAAAGGAGGACAUGCUUACCGUAACCCUGCUUUAUCGUUCGGAAGCGGUUUCCAUGUUAAGAUCUCUGAAAAGGAUCAGAUCAAGAACUAAUCUUCGGCCGUUAUUUAGUAAAUACCACAGAUUGGUGGUGUAAGUGCUCGUUUCUAAGUUAGAACUAAGUAUUGGAUGUGAGUACUUAGUUUGUUAUCUUAUUUCAAAUAUAUAAACUCAGCAUGUUCGUUCUCUAGUCUUUUGGGGGAUAUUUUUAUAGAUUGGGGAUAUAAAUUACCAUUUACAUCCAAUAGUUUCCCAAGGAUGUCUUUUGGGGUGGAAAUACUGUUGGGUGCAAUAAUCAAAAACAAAGAAAAAUCAAAUAAGCAAAAGUUAUUGAUACUUA